AUGACUCCUUCCAUACUUAUCGUCGGCGCCACCGGUAAUACUGGCCGAGCGGUCGCCCAAACACUUGCCGGCGUUGCUUCAAUCCAGCAGCUCCUUGUCCGGGCACCGCGAGUUGAAGUUAUCGAGCAGAACUGGGCUGAGAUCACCGCGGACUGGCUCCACGAACACCAAGUUGCCAGAGCGUUCAUUGCAUCACACGUCGAGCCCAGCCAGUUCGCCGAAGAGUCGACCUUCCACCUCAAUACGCUCAAUGCCGGCGUGAAGUAUGUCGUGCGCAUCUCAACUACGGCUGCAAAUGUCCGCCCGGACUGUCCCGCCUACUAUCCCCGGCAGCACUGGGCCAUCGAGGCUCUCCUCGGCUCACCCGAGUUCGACCGCUUGCAGUGGACCUCCCUUCAGCCGAACAUCUUCUCGCCGCUCAUCAUGUCCCCUGCUGUGGAUUUCAUCAAAAAGUUCCGUGAGACUGGACAGCAGGAUACACUUCGGUUGCUGCUGUCAAAGGACGCACCCGUCGGCGUUAUCGAUCCCGACGAGAUUGGUGCUAUUGCAGCUCAUCUCUUGUCUCUGGACGACACUUCCACCCAUAACAAGGCCAAAUACGUUCUGAAUGGACCCGAGGAUAUAAAUGGGAUGCAGAUUGUUGCAAAGGUUGAGCAGCACAUUAGUACGCCCGUCAAGGAUGUUAGUUACAUGGGCGUCUCGUUCAUCGACAUGAUGUACGAGUACAAGUAUGCAGCAACCAAGGAAUCGAAGAACGUCAUCUACUCAAUCAAGCGGGCACCCGAGACAGCGUGGGAAGGCAAAUGCUCGGCUUCUACGACCAGCCCAGAGAUCUUGAAGAUUGCUGCUCCAAAGUGUACACCUGCGGAUACGCUCAAGACCUUAUUGGAGGGCUAA
This is a messenger RNA of Penicillium brasilianum, 897 nucleotides long. Lineage: Eukaryota; Fungi; Ascomycota; Eurotiomycetes; Eurotiales; Aspergillaceae. The record is from the annotation of a GenBank genome assembly.